Messenger RNA from Mytilinidion resinicola, 4414 nucleotides. Its product is annotated as UDP-Glycosyltransferase/glycogen phosphorylase. Gene Ontology annotation, molecular function: UDP-glycosyltransferase activity; hexosyltransferase activity. Gene Ontology annotation, biological process: carbohydrate metabolic process. Lineage: Eukaryota; Fungi; Ascomycota; Dothideomycetes; Mytilinidiales; Mytilinidiaceae. Bases 205 to 4290 code for a protein of 1361 amino acids. The transcript is spliced from 7 exons. The record is from RefSeq and is a predicted model, not a curated record.
CACGCAUGGUCCAACUCCCAGUUGCAAGCCGCUCGUCAUGAAUGUCAAAUGUCCAGAUGGAGGGGUAGCGCAGCUGGCUUCCUUCAAACUUUCGCCCGCAAUAUCCCUUCCAUACCCACACCGCAAAUCCGCACUCAUUACGCUGGAACAAGCUGCUCUGUCUUGCCGUUCAUGUUUGGCAUCGCAUCGUAGCAUCUGCAGAAGAUGUCAUCCUCCAACGGUCCCCCAGCAUAUCAAGAUGCGCCUCCGAGUAACGGCCUGCCUCCAGGCCUGGUAGAACAGGCCGCUCUCGCCAUGGACACAGCAAAUGCAGACCAAGCGAAUCGCGAAACAAAUCAACGCCAGAGUGAGGCUUUAGAUCAGCCAAAGCCUGAAGGUUCGACCUACGCGGGCUCAUACCGUCCAGGAGCAGAAGGCCUAGCAGGCGUCAACAUCGCCGUGCCAAAUGCUGUUCCCAAUGGCGAGACACACAACCCCGACGACGUGCCUCCACCUGCGUACAGCGAGACCUACGGACAUAUAGUGGACGAUAAUAAUGAAAUUGGCACGAAUGCGACGGUAGCUGCUGAUGGUCGAGUCAACAUCCGCAUCAAUCAGAAGUCUCGAAGACUCUCCCAGCUCCUGGUCCCGACCCUUCAUAGCCUCGCCCAGGCCGAUGCAGGACCUCUGCUACCUCCUCCCUACAUUCCCGAAUCGCUCGGUGGAGCGCCUGGUCAAGAACCACCUCCGCCGCUGAAUGUCGUCAUACAUGUCGUUGGAUCUCGUGGAGAUGUGCAGCCAUUUGUUGCGUUGGGAAAAGUCCUCAAGGAAACCUAUAACCACCGAGUGAGGCUGGCUACACAUCCUACGUUCAAAGACUUUGUCACGGAGAAUGGCUUGGAGUUCUUCAAUAUCGGAGGAGAUCCAGCAGAACUCAUGGCUUUCAUGGUCAAGAAUCCAGGAUUGAUGCCAGGCUUCGACACGCUUCGUAGCGGUGACAUCGGAAAGCGGAGAAAGGGUAUAGCUGACAUCAUCAAGGGGUGCUGGAGAUCUUGCAUUGAAACCGGGGAUGGAUUUGGUGUAGAAUCGGUGAAGCAGACAGUUGAGGAGUGGAUGGGCGUUGACGAGUCGGAAGAAGCCCAACAUCGACCCUUUGUGGCCGAUGCAAUAAUUGCGAAUCCUCCCAGCUUUGCCCAUGUGCAUUGUGCCGAGAAAUUGGGUGUACCUCUACACAUGAUGUUUACAAUGCCCUGGUCUCCAACACAAGCUUUCCCACAUCCUCUAGCCAAUAUUCAGUCUUCGAACGCCGAUGCUAGUCUCAGUAACUUCAUGUCGUACACCUUGGUUGAUAUGAUGACUUGGCAAGGCCUUGGAGAUCUCAUCAACCGAUUUAGAAAGGAAAGUCUGGGCCUUGAGCCCGUUAGUCUCAUGUGGGCACCUGGCAUGCUGGCACGUCUCAAAAUCCCAUACACAUAUUGCUGGUCACCAGCACUGAUCCCGAAACCAAGGGACUGGGGAAACCACAUUUCAAUAUCUGGUUUCUUCUUCCUUUCCUUGGCAUCAAACUACCACCCAGAGCCGGAUUUAGCUGCCUUCCUUGCAGCUGGACCAGCGCCCGUAUACAUUGGUUUCGGCUCUAUUGUAGUCGACGAUCCAAAUGCAAUGACCAAGCUUAUCUUUGACGCUGUCAAGAAGACGGGGCAGCGGGCUCUAGUCUCCAAAGGAUGGGGCGGCCUGGGAGCCGAUGAACUUGGGAUCCCAGAAGGCGUUUUCAUGCUUGGAAAUGUUCCCCACGACUGGCUCUUUCAGCAUGUAUCGUGCGUUGUCCAUCAUGGUGGAGCUGGUACUACAGCUGCCGGAAUAGCCUGUGGGAAACCUACUGUGGUGGUCCCUUUCUUUGGCGAUCAACCGUUCUGGGGUGCCAUGGUCGCGAAAGCAGGUGCCGGGCCUAUUCCAACGCCUUACAAGGAACUGACUGCGGACAAACUCGCCGAGAAUAUCAAGGAAGCUUUGAAGCCAACGUCUCUUGAGAGGGCCAAGGAACUCUCGCAAAAAAUCAGUAAAGAGAAGGGAAGCGACACGGGAGCUCAGUCUUUCCAUCAAAUGCUGAAGGUCGACGAGUUACGAUGUGCCGUGUGGCCCCAAAAAGCAGCUGUCUGGAGGGUCAAACGGACUUCAGUUCGCCUGAGUGCAAUGACUGCGACUGUCUUAGCCCAAGAAGGAGAGUUGAAUUUUGGGGAAUUGAAACUGUAUCGACCUCGUGAGUACGAGACUGAUGACGGCCCUUGGGACCCCAUUACUGGGGGAGCUACGGCAAUCAUCGGAACUGCAUCGACAAUGAUGAUGGGAGUCGCAGAUUUCCCUACCGAAACUCUUAAGCUACUCAACAUCUAUCCUGAUGCCAGGAAGAAGACUAAGAAUACUGAAUCAGAAGGCACAUCUAGCAACGGAGCUUCCAUUAAUGGCGCCAGCACCAUUCGUUCGGGUCGAUCGACUACCUCUCGAACGGACUCCAUUAGGUCCGAGUCGAGCAGUACAACAGCACUUCCAGGAUCAGACACUCCUCUCGCUGAAGCUAGCGCACAAGAUCUCCCAACACCAACAUCUCCCAACAGGUCUGGUGCUAUGAGUCCCGUUUCUCGCAAUCGAUUUAUGAAGGAGGCCAUGCGGACCCAGACUCAGGUAUCGCGACCAAGUUCCCCUAUUCGAUCUUGGUGUCCCAUCUGCCGGAAAGGAUCUUGCAACCACACCCGUCAUCAACGUUCAACGUCUCAGUCGGAGCCGGAGUCCGACACAUCCAAGCCAGGAAGCCUGUGGGACCAGAAUAGCUCCAAAUUUAUAACUCCAGAGAGUGCUAUAAAUACGGGGAAGGGAAUCACUCGCAUACUUGGCGCAGGUUUCAAAUCGCCUAUGGAUUUCUCCAUGAAUGUAGCCAAAGGCUUCCACAAUGCGCCUAGACUGUACGGCCAGGAAGUGCGAAAGGUCGACAAAGUUACAGAUCUCCAAAGUGGUCUAAGGACUGCUGCAAAGGAAUUCGGCAUUGGAUUCUACGAGGGCAUGGCCGGCCUCGUUAAAGAUCCUUACCAAGGGGCGAAGAAGGAGGGUGGAGCUGGUUUUAUCAAAGGUGUCGGCAGAGGCAUAGCAGGAGUUCCUCUCAAGGUCAUGGCAGGUGUCUGGGCAGUACCCGGGUACACCUUUAAAGGCAUCUAUCAAGAACUGCAGAAGGAGAAGGGUGCCACGGUGCAGAACUACAUCAUCGCCGCGCGAAUGGCUCAAGGAUACGACGAAGCGGCCUUGAUCAGUGCCAAAGAGCGCGCGGAUAUCCUCGCUCGAUGGCGGUGCAUCAAAGUCAACGUGAAGCGCAAGAAGAACCCCGGCGAAGAGCAACUAGAGUCGCUCCAAGCGAUGCUCAAGGAACAACGAGAGAAGCGACACGCGCGGUGGGAGCACGCACGCAACGUUCAUCUCAAUAGGAAGAAGCACGGGAAUCCAUACCUAGCCACUAGUAGCGACGCUAGUUCGAUAUCUGAUCUCUCUUUGGUUACAUCGCACGAGAGCAUUCCGGGCGUCUCUCGCGCGUCCACCGAGAUGGCUCGCGGUGGCUUAGGCUCCUCUCAGCCACUCACCUACACAAGCACCUUCCCGCAACCCCACACCCUUCACGACCCCCAAGACGCUGCAGAUGCUGCCGACCUCGAAGAGGCCAUCCGUCUCUCCGUCGCGGAAACCUCGCAAGGCAACCCUGAAGAGGACGCCCUCCUCGAGCGCGCCAUCCGCGCCUCGGCCGCGGAGCUCCAACGGCCCCCAAUCGACGGCGAAGACGAAGAAGCCACCCUGCAACGCGCCAUGACCGCCUCCAUAAAUGAAGCUUCUGCCAGCGGCGCGACUGAGGAGGAGCAGCGCGUGCUAGCGGAAGUGCUGCGGAAGAGCUUGUCUGAGACGCGCAGACUGCCGGGCUCGGACAGCGAGUGGGAUUCUGAGGUCCUAAGCGAAGACGAGGAGGACGUGAGGAGAGCGGUUGACCAGUCCAAGGCGGCGGCGGAUGCGGUUGCGGGGGCGGAGGGGAAAGAGGAGGGCUAUCCGGAUGACGAUGAAUCACUCAGGAAGGCAUUGGAGGCUAGCAGGCUAGAGGACGAGAGGCAGAAGAGUACGCUGGAGAAGCAGAGGACGGAGGAGGAGAUUGUGCUGGAGUAUGUCAAGAAGCAGAGUUUGGCGGAGGAGGAGCAUAGGCUGAAGAUGCUAGGGCGGAAGGAUGGGGAUGAGAUUAAGGGGGAGAGCUUGGGAUCGGGGGCUGGAGCUAGCGGUGCUUGAGUCUUGGAGCUUUGAGAUUUGGACCGGCGGUCGUGAUAUUUGCAACGGUCGCACGGCUUGGUACAUAGACUGUAAGGUUACGUGCGCUGAUACCCACACAUAUUUUUAAGAUCAAGGUCUUGCC